AUGGGUCCACAGGAGGGUCAAGCUCCGUGCUGGUCGCUGAACGCGGGGUUGGGGACCCGGACCUGGAAGGUGGCCGCUCCGUGGUCGGUGCCGGCGCCAUCUGUUGGGGCCCGGGCAACGCAUCGGCAGUUUGAGGUGCAAGCGGCGCGGGCUCAGCAGGAUGGAGCUGAGUUGGUGCCGGUCCGCAGGGAAAAAGCGGACCACCGCGCCAUCAGGAAGAGCAACGGAGGGCACGUCAACAGGGGCCCCCCUUUCAUCAAGCACUCGCGCCAAAGCAAGCGCUUCCGCCUCACCCAGCAGGAGGGCAAGAUGCGCCUCCUGCAAAGGGCCGGGGAGGUAGUAUCUUUCAUGGGGAUCCCCUACUUCACGGAGGAUGGCAGCAAGUGA
Symbiodinium natans is the source of this 387-nucleotide messenger RNA. The record is from the annotation of a GenBank genome assembly. NCBI's taxonomy places the organism in Eukaryota, Dinophyceae, Suessiales, Symbiodiniaceae.